AUUUCAUGUGUCAUCUUUUGAUAAAUUUAGCAAUGAAGUUUUUAAAAUUAAGAUUUUAAGAUUUUAAAAUAAUUAGUGGCUACAGUUUUUAAAAUUGGUCGAGAAUUCUCACGAAAUCGAUUUGUUUCGUGGAUAGGCGCGCAAACUGAAGAUGGCAAACUCAUCGUCUAUGCUGAACAUCACCACACAAUGUCCUUCAAGCGGACCAACUGUAUCGACAGAGAGAGAAAUUCUUGAACAGACUACCAUUGUCAUUUUAUGCACUGUACUGGGCGUUGCCAGUUUUCUUGGAACUCUUGGAAACUCCUUAGUUCUCUCAUCCAUAAUGAAGUUUGACGACUUAAGGGAAAUUCCUGACUUGUUUAUUUUCAGUCUGUCUAUGUCUGACUUCCUAGUAACAGCAAUUUACCAGCCUUUGAAAAACUACAGGCUUGCAAAUUUGGAUCAAGUCUCCACGCAAAUGGAACUUUUUGCAAUAUCACGUUUCCUCGGAUUCUUUUCACUCAUUGCCUCUAUCACAAACAUGUUUGGUGUGACUGUUGAACGACUGAUUUCCAUUCGUUUUCCCAUGAAAUACGAUCUGGUGGUGACAAGGCGGCGUGCUGUAAUCACUCUAAUCUGCAUCUGGAUCUUUUCGUUCACACUUGUAAUAUUAGUAUCCACCGAACUUCUUUCCCUUAUGCUCCUUUCCACAUACUUUACUAUGGUCCUCCUUGGAACAGUGUCAAUUUACCUUUACAUUUUUCUUAUCGCGAGAAAAGUCGAGAACUCCGUGAUUCAAAUACAGAAUGGUUCACUUGACCAUGAAGUGUCCAAUAAUAAGCGGAAACGAAAAGCAGCGAAAACUAUUGCGAUCAUUCUGGGAGUCUCUGUCGGUUGCUGGCUGCCAUUUUUGAUUUUUUCAGCCGUUCUUUCCAAAACUCCAGAUACAUGUACCAGCAAUAGAUGUUGGAAGUGUUUCUACUCACUUCAACUUUUGUCAGUGUGUAACUCUUCCAUCAACCCUUACAUAUAUUGUGCGAGAAAUCGUAGGUAUUUCGCUGCGUUUGUUAAACUGCUUGGACUACAAAAGAUUUGCAGGGUGCAAGCGUCAGUUACUCCUGCUUAUUCACCUCGCAGCGCGGUGGCUAUUGGUGCACGUGCUGCUCCUGCUGAGAUUCAAGCUCCCCAAGCUAAAGGUGAAAUCAUUGACGUUGCCCUUUAACCAAACAUGCAGAUCCCAUCAUUGCGGUAAGCGGUCGAGAAUAUUAUAGUCGUUGGCGACGAAGGGCAAUGUUCCGUACAUAAAACAGCCUGGAUUACAGGCAAGUCUGGUUCUAUAAACUUGUGAAAGUAACAUUACAUGAGCAAAAACAUUUAUUUAAACGCAUCAAAAAUAUUAAAAGUAUUUAUUAUUAAAAAUGUU
Molecule: messenger RNA, 1405 nt
Organism: Orbicella faveolata
Lineage: Eukaryota; Metazoa; Cnidaria; Anthozoa; Scleractinia; Merulinidae
Product: adrenocorticotropic hormone receptor-like
Biological process (GO): G protein-coupled receptor signaling pathway
Cellular component (GO): membrane
Molecular function (GO): G protein-coupled receptor activity
Source: RefSeq, a predicted model, not a curated record